Molecule: messenger RNA, 1626 nt
Organism: Emys orbicularis (European pond turtle)
Lineage: Eukaryota; Metazoa; Chordata; Testudines; Emydidae
Gene: NR5A2
Product: nuclear receptor subfamily 5 group A member 2
Exons: 8
Coding region: 1-1626 (541 amino acids)
Biological process (GO): hormone-mediated signaling pathway; tissue development; regulation of transcription by RNA polymerase II
Cellular component (GO): RNA polymerase II transcription regulator complex
Molecular function (GO): zinc ion binding; nuclear receptor activity; RNA polymerase II cis-regulatory region sequence-specific DNA binding
Source: RefSeq, a predicted model, not a curated record
AUGUCUUCUAGUUCUGACACUGGCAACAUACAGGAAUCUAUAAAACAUGGACUUACACCAGUUGGUGCCGCUCUCCCGGACGGACACGGAGCCCCCAUCCCGGCCCGCAGCCGCCUUGUCAUGCUGCCCAAAGUGGAGACGGAAGCCCUGGGACUCGCCCGAGCGAAUGGGGAGCAGGGGCAGAUGCCGGAAAACAUGCAAGUGUCUCAGUUUAAAAUGGUGAAUUACUCUUAUGAUGAAGACCUGGAAGAACUGUGUCCAGUUUGUGGAGAUAAAGUGUCUGGUUACCAUUAUGGACUUCUCACCUGUGAAAGCUGCAAGGGAUUCUUUAAACGAACGGUCCAGAAUAACAAAAGGUACACAUGUAUAGAAAAUCAGAACUGUCAGAUUGACAAAACACAGAGAAAGCGUUGCCCUUACUGUCGAUUUCAAAAAUGUCUAAGUGUUGGAAUGAAGUUAGAAGCUGUGAGAGCUGACCGAAUGCGUGGGGGUCGAAACAAAUUUGGACCAAUGUACAAGAGAGACAGGGCACUGAAGCAGCAGAAGAAAGCUCUUAUCCGAGCAAAUGGACUUAAACUGGAAGCCAUGACUCAAGUGAUCCAAGCAAUGCCCACUGACCUGACAAUAUCCUCUGCAAUCCAGAAUAUCCACUCUGCUUCCAAAGGCCUACCUCUGAACCAUACUGCCUUGCCUCCUACAGACUAUGACAGAAGUCCCUUUGUAACCUCUCCAAUUAGCAUGACAAUGCCGCCUCAUGGCAGCCUACAAGGUUACCAAACCUAUGGCCACUUUCCAAGCCGUGCUAUCAAGUCUGAGUACCCUGACCCUUACACUAGCUCUCCAGAGUCAAUAAUGGGCUACUCAUACAUGGAUAGUUAUCAGACAAGCUCACCGGCAAGUAUUCCACAUCUGAUAUUGGAACUCUUGAAGUGCGAGCCAGAUGAGCCACAAGUCCAGGCUAAGAUCAUGGCAUAUUUGCAGCAGGAGCAAGCUAACAGAAGCAAACAUGAAAAGCUCAACACAUUUGGGCUUAUGUGUAAAAUGGCUGACCAAACCCUCUUCUCCAUUGUUGAGUGGGCAAGGAGUAGCAUCUUUUUUAGAGAACUUAAGGUUGAUGACCAAAUGAAGCUGCUUCAGAAUUGCUGGAGUGAACUCUUAAUUCUAGAUCACAUUUACCGGCAAGUGGUACAUGGGAAAGAAGGCUCUAUCCUUCUAGUUACUGGGCAACAAAUGGAUUAUUCAGUAAUAGCAUCUCAAGCAGGAGCCACCCUCAACAACCUUAUGAGCCACGCACAGGAGCUAGUAGCAAAGCUUCGUUCCCUGCAGUUUGAUCUACGAGAGUUUGUGUGUCUCAAAUUCUUGGUGCUCUUUAGUUUAGAUGUCAAAAACCUUGAGAACUUCCAGCUUGUGGAAGGUGUUCAGGAACAAGUGAAUGCUGCUCUGCUGGACUAUACAAUGUGCAACUAUCCACAACAGACAGACAAAUUUGGGCAACUUCUCCUGCGGCUACCAGAAAUCCGGGCCAUCAGUAUGCAGGCCGAAGAAUACCUCUACUACAAACACCUGAAUGGGGAUGUGCCAUGUAAUAACCUUCUCAUUGAAAUGCUGCAUGCAAAGAGAGCAUAA